This is a messenger RNA of Trachemys scripta elegans, 384 nucleotides long. RefSeq names its product microsomal glutathione S-transferase 3-like. The transcript has 4 exons. NCBI's taxonomy places the organism in Eukaryota, Metazoa, Chordata, Testudines, Emydidae. Bases 1 to 309 code for a protein of 102 amino acids. The record is from RefSeq and is a predicted model, not a curated record. Gene Ontology annotation, molecular function: glutathione transferase activity; glutathione peroxidase activity. Gene Ontology annotation, cellular component: endoplasmic reticulum; nuclear envelope; membrane.
AUGCAUGCAGCCAGAAGAUCUUUUCUAACCCCGGAGGAGCCUAGCCAGUCACAGCUGUCAGAUGUUGGCAAAACACAAACAGAAGAAGAGGCCAUUGUUUAUCCCUCCUUCCUGUUCUUUCUAGCCAUGGGCGGAGUCUACCACCCGCACGUUGCUGUUGGGCUUGGCAUCACCUGGAUCAUUGGGAGAGUCCUCUAUGCCUAUGGCUAUUACACAGGAGGAGCCAUUGGUUCGGCUACACUCAUCGGAUUGGUGGGGAACACUUUGUACUCAGCCGUCCAGCACCUCGAGUGGGUCUCCACUGAGUAGCCAGCCUCCAUCCCCCUUCACAGCUUUCUGGAGAAUCUCCAAGGUGUAGAGUGUUGGGGUUUUUUUGGGGGGGAA